Molecule: messenger RNA, 2781 nt
Organism: Suillus subalutaceus
Lineage: Eukaryota; Fungi; Basidiomycota; Agaricomycetes; Boletales; Suillaceae
Product: Zn-finger domain-containing protein
Exons: 9
Coding region: 1-2781 (926 amino acids)
Source: RefSeq, a predicted model, not a curated record
AUGCCAGCUUGCAAAGAUUGUGGUCACUGGCUCCCUACUACAUCAGGUCUGAACAAGCACAUCGCGAAUUCACUUACCUGCUGCCAGAAAUGGCAGGAUUGCCUCCAAAACUUCAGCAUCAAUGUGUUUGACCUUGGUGGCGGGUUUGCAGCACCAGUCGAGGACAAUUUCAAUCUUGAAGAUGAUGAAGAUCUGCAUGAUGCUAGACCACCAGUUGAGGACAAUACAAACGAAGAAACGUACUCACCUCCACAUCCGGGUUCGGUCGAGUUCGAUCAAGACCAUGUUCAGAGUUGCAGUGUCCAGAUCGAAGAGGUCACCGAUGACCCUGGUCCUGUUGGGACACGGCGCUGGGUUGAAGAGUACCCUGAUGAGAUGUUAGCUGGUGCACCAUGUGGUCCUGCCGAAGACAUUGAUAACCAAGAAGCAAAUGGUGAGAGUGUUUGGGGCCCUUUCAAUGACGAGGAGGAAUGGGAAUUAGCUAGGUGGUUGAUCCAAAAUGUCGGGCAAAACCAAACCGACGAAUUUCUAAAGCUUCCUAUUGUUCGAAAUCGUGCCCAGGUUACAUACCCAAAUAACCGCUCCUUCUUGAAAAAAAUUGACGCACUGCCUACAAAAGGACCUGAAUGGCACUGUGACCUCAUCAAGGUGGCAGGAGACAUUAUUGCCACGGAUGGUGAGAUGUCAUCAGCUGAAUUAGAACUCUGGCGGCGCGACCCGGUGGACUGUAUUCGCGAACUCAUCGGCAAUCCAACAUUCAAAGAUAUGAUGGCUUACGCACCUGAGCAUGCAUUUGAGGACAGGGGAGGGGACUGGUGGUGGGACAUGCAGGGCAAGCUGCCGAAAGGAGCAACGAUAGCACCAUUUAGAGGCGACAAAUCUGCAUGGCCAGUGUAUUUGACCAUUGGGAAUAUAGAAAAGGCCACACGCCGUCGUCCACGGAUGCAUGGAGCCAUUUUGCUUGGCUACCUCCCAGCAACAAAGCUUGACUGCUUUAGCAAAGGAACUCGGUCCAUUGCAGGGUAUCGGCUGUUUCAUGAAUGUAUGCGGAGGCUUCUACAGCCCCUGAUCGAAGCCGGCAAGGAGGGUGUAGAGAUGGUAUGUGCUGAUGGGAGAGUUCGUCGAGUGCACCCGAUCCUCGCUGCCUAUGUUGCCGACCAUCCAGAACAGUGUCUCAUUACCUGCACGAAAGAAAGUUUCUGUCCUAAGUGUCAUGUUCACAGAGACAGCCGUGGUGAACCUCUGGCUUCACUCCUACGAGAUGAAGCGCGCACCUUGACUAUGCUGGAACACAAGCGAACAGGUCGCAGGGUACCUACCUACACACGUGAGGGGCUGCGCCCUGUGUAUUGUCCAUUCUGGGCAGAUCUUCCUUACUCCGAUAUCUUUGGCGCGAUCACACCCGAUAUUCUGCACCAAUUGCACAAGGGCGUGUUUCAUGAUCACCUGUUGAAAUGGUGCACUGAAAUUGCAGGAGAAAAAGAGAUUGACGAACGUUACCAAAAGAUGUCCAAUUAUCCAGGUCUCCGCCACUUCUCGCAGGGCAUCUCCCUUGUAUCUCAAUGGACAGGGACAGAGCAUCGGGAGAUGCAACGAGUCUUCAUGGGUGUGUUAGCUGGGGCGGUUCAACCAACAGUUAUUCAAGCAGCACGUGCCGUCCUCGAUUUUAUAUACUAUGCACAAUUCCACGCCCAUACAUCUCAGUCUCUUGAUGCCCUAGAGUCCGCGCUGCACGAAUUUCACGAUCACAAGCAUAUAUUCGUGGAUCUGGGGGUGCAUAAUGACUUCAAUAUUCCAAAAAUGCACUCAAUGCAACAUUACGUGGUGUCGAUCAAGUCUCGUGGCUCCGCAGAUGGAUUCAACACUGAAUUCCCCGAACGCCUCCACAUCAACUUCACAAAAAAUAUGACGAAGUGGUUAGCACGACAGGAAGCAGUGGACCAAUUCAUGGCUUACCUGGACUGGAGGUUGCAGAGAAAGAUGGAUGAUGAGGAAGCCGAUGGCGAUGUUGACGAUGUUGAAGGUGGCAUAGCGCUGAAUGUGGAUGUACCCGAGCCACAGCCGCCAAGUGAGGGUGAUACACCUUUAUCUCAUGUCCUGGCAGUCCGUCCUCCAUUGCGCGCUCUAGCAGUUGAUUAUAUUGCCCAGACAUUUGGGGCGGUCAAUUUCUUUACUGCACUCACCCAAUACCUGAAUCGAACUCCACCACCCCAAAAUCCACCACCCCCACAAGUACCGUUGUUUGAUGCUUACCGGUGUCUGUCAAUCCCUUAUCCACACUUGCGUGCAGUCCAUAUGUUGAAGUCCAUGGACUGCAUCCGUGCAGUGCCUUACACCCCUCCUUCUGGUCGGUCAGCUGGUUCGCCAGGACAAUUUGAUACAGUCCUGGUGCAAACAGAAGGUACUACUAAUGUACACACUCAGGGGACUGCUUUGGAAGGUCUUCAAGUUGCGCAAGUCUGCCUGAUAUUUGACUUACCAAUGCACCUGCGCACUACUGGACAGCCUUUCCACCUUGCACUCGUUGAAUGGUUCAAUCCCUUCCGGGCACGCGAUGCAUUGUUGCAGCUGCACACAGUCUCACGUUCUUAUGCGGGUCAAGCUCCUCGCACUGAGGUGAUCCCCAUCAGUCAAAUUUCUCGGAGUUGUCAUCUUAUACCUAAGUUCGGCACACAUGUCAACCAAACGUGGAGGCGGGAUUUCAUCUUGGAUGCAUGCAAGACAUUCUACCUUAAUCCUUGGAUAGACAUGUACAGCUUCUACAAAUUCCGAACUGCCUGA